Messenger RNA from Panthera uncia (snow leopard), 8394 nucleotides. It is a transcript of the gene SPRED2, whose product is annotated as sprouty related EVH1 domain containing 2. Gene Ontology annotation, biological process: multicellular organism development; negative regulation of MAPK cascade. Lineage: Eukaryota; Metazoa; Chordata; Mammalia; Carnivora; Felidae. The transcript is spliced from 5 exons. Gene Ontology annotation, cellular component: membrane. The coding region runs from base 4498 to 5781 and encodes 427 amino acids. Gene Ontology annotation, molecular function: protein kinase binding. The record is from RefSeq and is a predicted model, not a curated record.
UUAAAAAACGAAUCUGCCCUUGCCCUUCCUGUUCCAUCCUCCCCCAAACAAACCCAACAUAUGGCUUAAACAUGUUGUUUGAUUCUUUCCAGAAAGAGAGAGGGGAAGGUGGGAAGGGAGUCUUCCUCCUUUAUACCUUUGUGGUAGUAGAGUUCACUGUCAUUUCUGUUCUGGGUGGGGUGAAGUGCCUGAGUAACAUAAAUACACCACAGAUAGGAAGCAGUUGGCAAGUGGCCAUGCAGCUGGAUUAUCCAGACAUCCUUCACAGCUUUUAGUGCAACACUUUAUCCCCUGCCUUGUUUUAAAUAGCCAGAUGCCUCGGUUAAUGCUGGCUGAUGGGGUUGUUGCCAGAGGAGAUGGGCUGCUGGGCGUUCUGUUCCCUUGCUCCCAACAUACACACACCCCAUCAGACAAGUCUGUGCUCUUGAGAAGGGCCACAAGAGGAAUUAGGGCAAGAAAGAGGAUGCUGCAGGCUGCGAGCAAAGGCCAAAAUGAACAGCCCCCGUAGACUAGAAGCCAACGGGUGAGGUAUUGUUUUUAGUCUCUAAUAAAUGAAUACUCUUUGGAAAUGAGUUUAUGGCACCAAUAUAACGCAAACUUCCCUUUUUCGUGUUUACUUAAUCUCCUCAAAGGAAGGGAGAACACACAGCUGCAACACAAAAAAAGUAAACAGCAUGUUUUCACAAGAGGUGUGUAGAGUUUCAGUUACUCGCCUUGGCCGUUUCCUAUUGGGAUGAACCCAUAGCAUACUCCCAGAAGAUUUGAGAAAGCUGUGUUUCAUACUAGAGAAUUACAAAUCCUGGGGAUCCUUCAUUUUUCUAGAAUAAAUGGGGCAGGGUGGGGGGGAAGGUAUAUUCUCAAAUUGUUUGCAUGUAACUAAUCUACACAAAUGUUAUCAAAUGUUCCUGAUGUCUUCGACCUAAAGGAAUGUGGGUUUGAAUCCUGAGAUGGAUGGAUUGACGAUAGAAAACAAGUGCUUAUUAAAUUUAGUUUUCUUGUUAAUCUUUAUCCUGUCCCAGUUAAGCUAUUGUGGCUCAUACGCAAAUGAAUAUUGAAGGCUCUACUUUUUCUCAGAGAUUUUGUUAGCUAAGAAUAAUUUUUUUCAUCUGUUUAUAAAAUGUGUUUUACCCGUUUGUUCCUUAGCCUACUACACACACAUAAAGCAGUGUUGUAGGCUCUAGGGACAGAGCAGUGAACAAAAAGGGCAAAGGCACUGCUCCUAUGGCAUUUACAUUCUAGUUGGCAAAAAUGGGUAAAUAGGGCAGAUGUUGUUUUAGUAACAUGUAGAAAGACGAAGAAGAAUGAGAUUAAGAGGGAUGGAGGGUGUUACUUUCUAUAAAGUGGACAAAGAAUCUUCUCUGAUAAAAUAACCUUGGGCAGAGAACUGAGUGAAAUAAGGAAAUGAGCUAAGUCGGCAUAUGGGGGGAAAGAGUGAGGAAAUAGCAAGUGCAAAGGCCCUGAGGUCAAAGUGUGCUUAAUGUGGAGGACAAGGGCAAUGGGACUGAAGUAGAAUGAGCAAGCAGGAGAAUGAUAAGUGCUCAAUUUUGCUUUUUACUCAGAGUAAUGUAGGAAGCUAUUGUAUAGUUUGUUUGAGUAGAGUAUCAUAAUCUGACUCACCUUUCUAUUGUCAUAGAAAGUUGGGCAGAUGUGGAAGUAAGGAGGCCAGUUAGGAGACUAUUGAAAUAGCCUGAAAGGUGUUGGCAGCUGGGAUCAGGGCAGCGUCGAGGGAGGUAGUAAAAAGUAGAUUCUGGAUAUAUUUUGAAGAGAGAACCAAUAGGAUAAGGUAUGGAGAAUGAAGAGUUCAAUCUGAAACAUGUUGGUUGAGAUGCUUAUUAGACACCCAAGGAGAGGAAUCCUUAGGCAGUUGAUCUGCCUAGGGAAGAGGUCUGGGUGGAAAUGUGAAUUUUGGGCACUGUUAGCGCCUUUAGAAGGUGCUUGGUGUGGGUCCUGGGUGCUUUAGCCAUAGUCAGAGGAGAGGCAGAAAAUACUGGUCACAAGUAAUAGGCGUGCUAGUGGGCGCAGGUACAAGGUCCCUUCUGAUUGCCUAUUUUUCACAGGGAAAUUAAAGGAAGCUCAUCCAUCAUCUGAGAGGGACAGGGUAGGUGGACCUGUGAAAUUAUCUUCUUGGGGACGGAUCAGAGAAAUGUAACAGGAUACUGGGAGGCACUUAAGAGCUCCCCCCCUGAGGUUAGUGACUAAAACUAGACCUAUGACCAAAGGAGUAUUCAACAGCCUGGCUUGGGGCAUGGAGUUGGAAUUUCAUCGGGGUUGGGGUUCACCAGGCAUUACGGUGGGGAAAGAGAGGACAAUGUGUUAUGUUUUGUACAAAAGAGUGUCAUGAUAGACCGUGGAACUUGAGUAGUGAAUCAAGUGAGAACAUGAAGGAUGUGGGGAAGGGGGGAAAGGGAAAGGUGGUCAGAGCAAGAGAUAUUGUUCCCAGAGAGGUGAAGAAUUACAGGAAUUUGGAGGGAGUGCGCUGCAAAGUUGAGAAGUGGCAGCCAGAGAGCAAGAUGCUUGAAACUGAGGUUAAGGAGGUUGUGCGGAUGUUAGUAAUGACAUGGUCGUGUGUGUGAGGUAGGCGUGGGUACCUGAGGUUGGGUGUAAGAGAAGGGCGUUGGAAAAGAGUUCCAGAAACUAAGAGGCCAAGGAAUUGUAUGGAUCCUUUGUGUGAAUAAGGAAAUUGUCAAGAGUCACUGCAGGGAUCAUGGUGGACAGGUGGAGGGACAGUGAGCCCGUUUGCCAACGUCUUCCAAGGAUGAGGGGAGGAAUGCGGCCCAGAGGUCUGUAGAAGAUUGAAGAAGGGUAGUGCGGGCACAACCAGGCUUGUGAGCUUCAGAGAAACUGGAGAGCUGGCCAGUAGCCUGGAGCAGAGGUGACUACCCUGCCCCACAUCUAGGCUAAGCAUGGAGAGAUGUAGGAGAGAGAAUGUGGCCUCAUGUCAGUGGGCCCCAGAAGCUCAGCCCAGAGCACAUUUACAUUCAGGUUAAGAGAGUGAAAAGAACGUCUGAGUACCUGGAUUACUCAAAUUCAUAGAGACCAGAGUAUAGUGGCGACUGCCAGGGGCUGGGCAGAGGGGAGGACGGAGAGUUUCAUGUUUAACGGGUAUGGAGUUUGAGUUUGGGAAGAUGAAGGAAGUUCUGGAUUGGGAUGGUUGGUGACAGUUGUAGAGCAAUGUCGAUGCACGUAAUGCCACAGAAGUGUACAGUUAAAACGGUAAAUUUUAUCUCACAUGUAUUUUACCAGUUUAAAAAUAAAAGGGAUGAUCUGAGGAAAGGAUGUUGGACCUUGAGUGCAGGGGCACUGUGGAGAGAGUUGGGGCACAGUAGAGGGUGAGCCGCAGGGAGUCAGUGGAGACCUAGGUGGCUCCCCCUUUGAGGGUGAGUGUGGUGAGCAGGGGUUGGGGGCAGAGGGACUGUCUAAAUGAUCUCUGGGAGACUGAAGAUGGAGUGGCCGGGCUCUGCCUGGCGCUGGGGUGGGUGGUGGUCUUCCCCUGAGUCCCAAGGAAAGAGGGGGGUUCUGUGGUACUCUACAUCUCUGUUUCCCUAGAAUCUGGCACAGCGCCUGGCAUGUAGAAGAUGUGAAUAUAUGUUUGAAUGGAUAAAAAAAAUGACUUCUAUCCAAAGAAAGAAAACAGCAAAAAAGAAUUUAAGUGGCCUUGCUGAAAAAUCCAAAUACAGUUCCCUAAAAGUGAUGAAGAAUGAAAAGCUAGAGUUGGUCUCUGGAGAAGAAAGAGGAUUUUUGGCAAAUGUGCAGAAGAACUUACUGCGAAAUUGAAGUUUAGACUGGAAAAAAUAAAAUCGUAAACAGAAGGCUACACAUGGGUAAAGGGUGUUGGAACUGAAACAUUUUCCCACCUAUGCAAAUGAUUGUGUGGUGGAUUUGUGAUUUGGAAGGGAAUUAUCCUAUUUUGUGCUAAAUCAGAAGAUUAUUAGCUUUAUAAAGUGUUAAGCCUAGGUCAUGCGUUGGUUCCUAACUUAUAGAUAACAAAUUAUAGCAGUUAGCUCACUCAUUUUAUUAUUAAUAGUUAGACCCAGAUUGUAGAGAAUGUUAUGCCUGCAUGCAUCUUCAAAGACACAUAGAUAUUUGCAAUUACUGGGUAUCUUUUUAAAAAUGUGCUUUUCGGGGCGCCUGGGUGGCUCAGUCGGUUGGGCGUCCGACUUCGGCUCAGGUCAUGAUCUCGCGGUCCGUGAGUUCGAGCCCCGCGUCGGGCUCUGUGCUGACAGCUCAGAGCCUGGAGCCUGUUUCAGAUUCUGUGUCUCCCUCUCUCACUGACCCUCCCCUGUUCAUGCUCUGUCUCUCUUUGUCUCAAAAAUAAACGUUAAAAAAAAAAAAAUUAAAAAUGUGCUUUUGUACCAUAUUUAGUUUAAGUGCUUUUUGUUUUUUGUUUUUUUCCCUAAAAGUGAAGAAGGGUUACCUUUUAAGGUUGCUGCCAGGCAUCGAUUUUCUUUUGAAGGGUCUAGAAAAGUGCUGGCUGGUGGUCGUCUUGCCUUGUGAAACAUGUCCUGCAGCUACCAGACCAUUGUCAUGCCCCAUUCUUCUUGUUGUCGUUCUAGUGACAGCUAUAUUGUGCGUGUCAAGGCUGUGGUUAUGACCAGAGAUGACUCCAGCGGGGGAUGGUUCCCACAGGAAGGAGGCGGGAUCAGUCGCGUGGGUGUCUGUAAGGUCAUGCACCCCGAAGGCAAUGGACGAAGCGGCUUUCUCAUCCACGGUGAACGACAGAAAGACAAACUGGUGGUAUUGGAAUGCUAUGUAAGAAAGGACUUGGUCUACACCAAAGCCAACCCAACCUUUCAUCAUUGGAAGGUCGACAAUAGGAAGUUUGGACUUACUUUCCAAAGCCCUGCUGAUGCUCGAGCCUUUGACAGGGGAGUGAGGAAAGCAAUCGAAGACCUUAUAGAAGGCUCAACCACAUCAUCUUCCACCAUCCAUAAUGAAGCUGAGCUUGGCGAUGAUGACGUUUUUACAACAGCUACAGACAGUUCUUCUAAUUCCUCCCAGAAGAGGGAACAACCUACUCGGACAAUCUCCUCUCCCACAUCCUGUGAGCACCGGAGGAUUUACACCCUGGGCCACCUCCAUGACCCAUACCCCACGGACCACUAUCACCUCGAACAGCCGAUGCCAAGGCCUUACCGCCAGGUGAGCUUCCCGGACGAUGACGAGGAGAUUGUGCGCAUCAACCCCAGGGAGAAGAUCUGGCUGACCGGCUACGAGGACUACCGGCACGCGCCAGUGCGGGGCAAAUCCCCCGACGCCUCGGAGGACGCCGACUCCUACGUGCGGUUCGCCAAGGGCGAGGUCCCCAAGCACGACUACAAUUACCCCUACGUGGACUCCUCGGACUUCGGUCUCGGCGAGGACCCCAAAGGGCGCGGGGGCGGCGUGAUCAAGACCCAGCCGUCCCGGGGCAAGUCCCGGAGGCGGAAGGAGGACGGCGAGCGCUCCCGGUGCGAGUACUGCAGGGACAUGUUCAACCACGAGGAAAACCGGAGGGGCCACUGUCAGGACGCGCCCGACUCUGUGAGAACUUGCAUCCGCCGGGUGAGCUGUAUGUGGUGUGCGGACAGCAUGCUCUAUCACUGUAUGUCGGACCCCGAGGGAGACUAUACAGACCCGUGCUCGUGCGAUACUAGCGACGAGAAGUUUUGCCUCCGGUGGAUGGCUCUUAUUGCCUUGUCUUUUCUGGCCCCCUGUAUGUGCUGUUACCUGCCCCUGCGGGCCUGCUACCACUGCGGGGUGAUGUGCAGGUGCUGCGGGGGGAAGCACAAAGCGGCCGUGUGACUCGGUUUCCCUCCCUCCCUUCCUCCUCCCACAGCCACAGGGGAACUUGUCUCUGACAUACUCUCACCUUCUUUCUUGCUCCCUGGUACCUUGAGGCGCUAUUCCAGCCUGGGGAGCCCGCCUGGUGAACUCUGCACUUUCCCCUCUCCCCACGCAGCCCCCACCAGCCACCCACUCUGCGUCAACCACACACCCAUACACGCAGGCACAUGGUGUUCUAAGGAAAGGAACCUCCGCACAGACACUUGUGUACUAUUACCAAUCUGUAAUCAAGCUAACUGUCUUAUACAUGUGUUGAUUUCAUGUCUUUCCUACCCACCUCUUCCAGCGCAAAGGCACCUGCAGUCAGAACUGCUGAUUUGGGGUGGGUUUUGUAGUUGGUUUUCCAGGAGAUCUUUCUCACGGGUCGGCUUGCCGGUUGCCAAGGAGCAGCGGAUUCCUGCAGAUAGGUAACGUCAGAAUGAUGAAACCCUACCGGAAGUAUUGUAACCUGCAGUCAGAUUAUGUAUAGGAGGUGAGCUAGUCAACAAACGUCUACCACAAAACAAGAUCGCUUUAACUUUUGUAAACCCAAAUUUGCCAAGUAAGCUGCAGUUUCUAUUUGGAGCCCAUAAACAUUUCCUGUGCCCUCCCCCUAAAAACCUGACAAUUAUUUACUGAUGCAAAACAUUCACCCACAACAAUGAGAAUUGAGCCUUAACUUCAGAUUAACUUGUGUGAAUCAGGAAAUUCCAUAAACUGCAUUGCAUCCUCUUAGACCAGGGGUAGAAAAAGGGGAUUUCAGGUUUGUCUGAGCUUCCCCAGUUACCCCUAAAGUAGAACUUUUUAAAACUGUGUCACCACCACUUCUAAAAAUUUAGCAAUAUUAGAAGAAAACACUAAUGAAGUUCUGCUCAUUGUUUUGCAAACAAGAUAGACUAUUCACACACAAACCAGUGUUCUCCAAAGAGUUCCAGUUGUGAAACACUGAAGUUGUGGUAAAGAAAAUUAGGAGCUUCCUCCCACACCCCCACUGGCUAUUUUCUCUUAAUGGGGGGAAAUUUUAAAUGUCAUAAAUUUGAAGAGUGGUGGGUUGCAUUUUGUUUGUGGGUUUCUGUUCUUGUUUUCAUCCUGGACGGAAUCUCACAUCACCAAAUGUGUUGUUUAUACUUGGGGGAAAAAAAACAAGGCCAUAUGUAAAAACCCUUCCAAUGCCUAAGUGUCUUUCUCCUGCAUCUCAAAAACCCAGACUUGCCAAUUUGGGUGCACAGAUGGUUAGGUCAGCAGUCUGGGUCUACCUGUCACCUUGCCAUGUAGGAGGCUUCUAAUUAGCUGGAAAAGAGUAUUUUUCUAGUCUAUUGCAAGGAGUAGCCAAAUCUUGUCGCAGAAAGAAAAGUGAAGAGUGAGUGGUACCUAGCAUAGUACAAUCAGAACGUCAUGGAGACCACAAGGGACAGGCUUGUCAAAGUUGGCCGUUCUUCCCGCCAUGAUCUUCCUGUGGUAGUUGCCAGCUCAGGGCAGAGCCUGCUGUGUCUCUGCUUCCCCCCAUCCCUUCUCUGUUGCACACAGGGCAUCGGUCUUCAAGGAAAGAGACUUUUUUCCAGUCUGCCAAUCAUAUUGGGAAAGUACGAGCCAUGCUUACCUUCAUGGAACAUUUUCAGCUCAUCUGAGCACCCGCCGCCUUUCUUUAGUCAGAUUGUCGAUGUAAAUACCCAGUGUGCUUACGAGUUAGUUGGUAGACAUUUUCAUAGGUUGGAGUGAACGGUGUGGCCUUACAGUUUGGAAAAGUUGCAGAGAGCUGUCAGUCUGGUGAUGGAAGAAAAAAGAACUGCUUCCCAGUCUGGAAAACAUCUAGAAAACCUUCAGCCAGCCUCCAGAUGCUGUCGAGAGGCCAUUGCCCCCCACUCUCCAAUCCUGAGGUAUUUCCUCAGGGCCUUUCUCAAGGUCUCCUCUCUACAAAGCACAACACUAACGUAUGUUUUGUUAGACCUCAGUUCCGAGUGCCCCUAUUUAUUUCAGUAAGAAUACACAUGUCCCCGCCACUUUUUGUUUGUAGUCUCUAUUUACUUGUUGUUUCUAUCUUUUUUACCCCUGGUCCUUUUCCACCCUUUUGAAGAGUUAUGCUAGUGAAUCUUACUUCGCGUAUACGUUUUGGUUUGUGAAGGCAGCGGUUAAGGGCAGAAGGACAGCCACGGGGACAUUUAUGUAAAUACGUUUCUAAUUGCCACACUGCAGCUGAACAGUGUGGAGUAUUUUCCCAGUCAGCUUUGCCAUACUGACGUCAAUCAUUUGAGAGAAAUUAUUCAGAUUUUAUUUUUGUAUCUGUGGUAACAAAACAUUAACCAAAAGAUUUGUUUGGAAGCUUCCUCUGACCACCCCCCACCCCCCAGCUAUUUGCUCACAUUAACAAAUUAAAGUGCCUGAAGCAUAAUUCAUUCUUCACCUGUAUACUAAAAAAAAACCUGUUGUAUUGAUUUUUUUUAUAAUAAGCCUUUUUACCUCUGUGUAAAAAAUAUAUAUACAAGUGUAUGAUGUACAUUUUAGUUCUUAACUUUUUUUUAUGGUUUCUAAUAUGUAUGACCAAUGUAGCCAUUGCUUUAAGAUGUACCAUGUAAAUAUAAACACAUCCUAUCA